AUGUCUUUCCGUAGGGUAGUGGUAACGGGUUUAGGUUUGGUGACACCUUUGUCAACUGGCGUGAAGUAUUCCUGGCAAAAGUUGAUAAAUAAUGAAAGUGGCAUAAUCACUCUAAAAUCAGAUAACGUCAAGAGAGAGGAUAGUGCUAGCGGUCAAGACAAUGCUCAGGCAUUGCCAUACCACGAGAUAGCAAAAGGUAUAUUUAAUGAUUUACCAGCAACCGUGGCCGGAGUAGUGAAACCUGGAAAUUAUGAGGUUGGUGGCUUUAACCCAAAAGAAUGGUUGGAUCGUGGGGACGAGAGAAAAAUGGCAUUGUUCACUCAGUAUGCUAUCUGCGCAGCAAAACAAGCAAUAAUGGAUGCUGAAUGGGCACCUACAUCUGAUUUCGAAAAAGAUCGAACAGAUCUGGCAUUGGAAGUCUCGAGGAUGUCAUCUCUGCAACUAAUACCUUUAAUUCUCAAGACAAAGUCGCUAGUGACAAAAUAUAAUGAUCGACCGGAAGAGGCUUCGCGUCCUUUCGAUCGCGAUCGUGAUGGAUUUGUGAUGAGUGAAGGUGCUGGAAUUGUUGUACUCGAGGAAUAUAAUCACGCAAGAAAUCGUGGUGCACGAAUUUACGCAGAGAUACGCGGUUACGGUUUAUCAGCACCUCCCGAAAGUGGGAUAGGAGCGGAAUUGGCGAUGCGUAGAGCACUGGAGCAUGCUCAUUUGUCCUCCGGAAAUAUCGAUUAUAUAAAUGCACAUGCUACAUCAACACCACUAGGGGAUAUUGCGGAAAAUAAAGCGAUAAAAUCAAUCUUUGGCAAUCUUAUUCGAGAUGGUUAUACCGAAAGCUCCAAGAAAUUGGCGAUAUCGUCGACAAAAGGUUCGAUAGGACAUUUGCUGGGAGCAGCCGGAUCAGUCGAAGCAAUCUUUACCAUACUAGCAAUAAAAAAUAACAUCCUUCCGCCAACAUUAAAUCUUCACAACCCCGGAGAUCCUUCAACUGAUUUCGCAUUUUUUAACUAUGUCCCACAGACCGCUCAGCAUCAUUCUGGUAUAAGGGCUGCAUUGACAAAUUCCUUUGGAUUUGGCGGCACAAAUGCGUCGUUAUGUUUCGCAAAAUGCGAAGGUUAA
Messenger RNA from Acaulospora colombiana, 1113 nucleotides. Lineage: Eukaryota; Fungi; Glomeromycota; Glomeromycetes; Diversisporales; Acaulosporaceae. The record is from the annotation of a GenBank genome assembly.